Molecule: messenger RNA, 4251 nt
Organism: Fomitopsis serialis
Lineage: Eukaryota; Fungi; Basidiomycota; Agaricomycetes; Polyporales; Fomitopsidaceae
Product: clasp N terminal-domain-containing protein
Exons: 12
Coding region: 1-4068 (1355 amino acids)
Biological process (GO): mitotic spindle assembly
Cellular component (GO): spindle microtubule; cytoplasmic microtubule; mitotic spindle midzone
Molecular function (GO): microtubule binding
Source: RefSeq, a predicted model, not a curated record
AUGGCGACGAGAGCGAGCGUCGCGGAGAUGGAGGGGACGAUGGGGGACUGGGGGGGCGAACGAUCAGGCGGCUCGCGUGGCGGGCGGUGGCUGAAGAUGGCGCCGCGCGAUGCGAUUGCGAUGUAUGUCGACGCGAAGGUGGACGCGCUCGCGAAGCUGCAGGUCGAGUUUGAGAAUGGCGCGGAGAUCCCGGACGCGGACGCGACCCUCACCGUGUUCAAGGCCUGCCUCAGGACCGCAAACCAGCAUCUUUCUACGGCGACACUGACCGCGCUGCCCCCGCUCCUUCCCCUCCUCGUCGCCCGGCAUACGCUGACGCGUUCAACGUCCAACGUGCCCAACUCGCCCACGACGUCCACAUCCUCUACGAGCCCGUCCGCCGUUGACGCGCAUUCACUCCGCCAAGUGCUCAGCGCAUUCUUGCCCUCAGGCGGGAUCAUCGAACGUCUCGGCGACAGCAGGGAGAAGUCGCGAGAGAAGGCGCGCGAGGCGCUCGUACUGCUGGGCGGGUUCGCGUUCCGGAGUGGGGGGACGAGUGCGAUGAUGAACCGGUCGCGCGAGGGGAAGGGCCCCGAGACCCCCAUGCAGAUUUUCGAGAAAUAUUUCAGGGAGCUAGGGCUCGCGAGCAAGGUGUGGAGGGUGCGCGAACAGGCCGUGCUGACACUCGUGCACUUGCGCCGCGCGCACCACCUCUUUCCCAUCCGGGCAUACCUUCCAGCGCUCGUCGAGGCCCUCGAAGACACCGACGGGAAUGUGCGUGAAUGCGCGCGGCAGUCGGUCGUCGAGCUGUUCACGGGGCCCGGCGUGACGGAUGCGGCUCGGGCGGACCUCAAGAAAGAGAUGACGAAGAAGGGCGUGCGUAAGACCAUCGUCGACAGCGUGCUCUUGCGCGUGCUCGCCGGCGGCAGCGGCGGCGCGAGCACCCCGGGCACCAUGAGCGACGCGGGCUCGGAGAAUGGCGACGCGGCCCAGAAGGAGUACGUUCCCCCGAGCAUCGCACUCAUGAAUCGCCGGCCGACGCAAGCUGCCGUUGCUGGCCUCCCGCGGACUGCGAGUCAGAGCAGCGUGGGCAGUGCGCCGCGGCCUGCAAGUCGGUCCGCGAUGGUGUCACCCCCGCCCGUUGACAGCCCUAUUGCUGCCUCCGCGAGCGGUUCAGAUGUGAAGCCCGUUUACGUUGCAUCGGUGCACGACCUUGAGAACGAAUUUGCGUCCAUGCUCAGACACUUUGAGGGCAGGGAGAACGAGCACAAUUGGGCGGCUCGUGAACAGUCAGUCCAGCUCCACACACGUUUCCAUGACGCGUUUUUGUUCGGAUUGAAGAAUAGCUUUAUCAACGCAUCCCUCAAAACGCUUGCCAGUUUACGUACAACGGUCGCCGUGAACACGUGCAUGCUGUAUUCGGAGCUCGCCGUCGCGCUCGGCGCCGACCUCGAUCCGUGCUGCGAAGUGCUGUACUUGAAUCUCCUGCGAAUGGGCAGCCUGACCAAGAAAAUAACAGCACAGCACUCGCAAGACACCGCGGACACAAUUAUGGCCCACGUUUCAGCUCAACCCCGGUUCGUGAUUCCAACGCUGUGGAAUUGCAUGCAAGAUAAGUCCGUUCAGAUGAGACAUUACGCCCUUGGACAUGUACAGGUAUAUCUUGAUGUGCACGGAGCACGCGCGAAGCAUGCCAUCGAGUCUAGCGGCGGCGUGGACCACCUUGAGAAGACCAUCAAGAAAGGCCUGGGAGACCCGAACCCCAAGGUUAGGGAUAAUGCUCGGAAAGCGUUCUGGGCCUUCGAAAGCAUCUGGUCAGAGAAAGGUGCGGCCAUCUUGAACACCUUAGAUUCGACGGCGAGAAAGCAAGUGGAGAGGGCAUGUCCUAAUCCUCAUGCUGUCGCCGCUCUUUCAACGACGGAAACUCCCAAGCCGAAAAAGAGCAGCGUCGCGGCGGCCAUUGCUGCUACACGGGCGAAAGCGAAGGCCAAUGCCGCCGCGCCUCCAAGCCUGCGCCAUCAGGCCACGAGCACCUCGCAAGCUGUGCGAGCGAUGUCACCAACCGGCAGGCACGAUAUGUCCCCUCCAUUGACCGCGAGUACGUCCAUGGGCAGCGUGCGCGCCACGUCUCCGACAACUCGAUCUCCACCGAGAUCGAGAAUUAUUUCGGGCACCAUGUCGCGGUCCGUCAGCUCAGGGACCACUACGUCUUCACGGCCGCGGACUUCUUCUGGUCAACCUCCCCCGGCUUCGCCGCCGUCUCCCACUCCUGGUCCCGGUUCCGCGUUUCGCAGGCGCGCAUCGUCUCCGCUCGUCGUCCCCCCUUCACCACCGAAGUCACCUCCGAGUAGUCAGUCUGUAUUCCGGCGAGCGGUGCACACAGCAUUGCCUGCGUCUCCGCCUUCCAGCUCGGUAAUCACAUUCACCGACCCUGCACAUAAGCCAGGGCGGCCAGCAGCUGCUGUGCCGUUGCCCCGGGAGUCAUUGUCAAUAGCAGGCAUGCACGGGCAUCCUGGCACUGAGGAAGAGUCCCUGCUUUUAGCCAUGAAGAUCCCGAUCCCUGAAGAUAGCGACUCCGAUAUGGACGAAUCCGUCAACCUGCUGUCGUUCUCGGCGCCCUACGAAAUGUAUCCUCCCAUUCCAAAGCCAAGGGCUAAUUCCCAGGCUGCGUCUUUCUCACCAAGAUCAAGUAGCUCGCGGCCUGGGCCGUCCAAGGCACUGUCUACGUCUACCAACUCUCCGCCGUCCAGCGCGCCGCAAGUAAUCGUCGAGGAUGCGCUUCGUGCCCGCGCAGAGCAAGCAGAGAGCGCGGCGGAACGCCUGCUAGAGCUCGUUGAGCCGGAAGAAGACGGUGUUCACGCGUCGCCGAUCCCCGCGUCCUUGAUGAGAGGUGCUAUGGGUACGCCUCGAACGAAAGUGAGGACAGCGGGUCCCAAUAGCGCCAAGGCGCCAUUGUCGCCGCCACGAACCCCUGUCAACAAGACCGCCGCAAUGUUGAAGCAAGCUGCGCUUCUCCAGGAUAGUCCAGCUGCAAAUGGCAAGAGCGCAAACGUAUUCAGCAUGGUGAAUGGCACCGAUACCGCCACUGAAUGGUGGAGGAAACGGACUUCGCUCAUCAAGUCUGCGAGCCCUCUAUUGGGUCAUGAGGAUGCGGAUCGUGAGCGAGAACUGCAAGGGUACAUCUCCGCGCUUGAAGACGGUUCUGCAGAUAUCCCCGCGCUGCAGAACAUGGCACUUCUUUGUACCCAAAUGGCCGUGAUUGAAGUUUCCUCGCCGACAAGCCCGGACCUCGCCGCGUCUCCCACGCCUUCACCCGUCGUGCUGGGCAGCUCGAAUUCCUUGCCAUCUCUUGCUAAGAGCUUUUGGUUCCAACACAAAAACCUCGACCACUUGUUCGAUGCUCUCAUCAGCUACUUGAACCCGACUCAGGACGAAGAGAAGCUGCAGUAUGGUCUCAUUGUACUGUGGGAAAUGAUAGUGAACCAGUGGCCGCUUCUCGAAGGGAAGGAAGCCGGUAUAUUCUCCGUGCUUCUUCAAGUCAGGUAUUGCGCUCGGGCGAAUGUCAUGCAAGCCACGAACAUGUUCCGAGAUGCCCUCGCGGUGCGUGUCGACGCUGUAUAUGGUCUGACGACUUUGCAUGCGUGCGUGCGUGCGUUCCGCAAUGCAACUCCGCCGGAUUCAUCGAGCGCGGAGAUCAAAGAUGGGACAUAUGCGUUCGGACUCGUUGCUUUGGGCAAGUUCAUCCUCCGUUUGCCAGCAGAAGUACUUGAGGAAGAGUUGCCACGGCUUCGUGCCACGCUGAUAUCCGCGUCCGAUCACACCUCCCUCACGGUCCGUGAGGCAGCUGCCGCUGCUAUCAUCGCUGCACAGCUCGUCUUGCGUGAUGAAGCUCAUCUGUUCGCACUCCUUGACGGGUUGCCAGAUGGCAAGAAGAAUCUGCUGACCUACCUCUUCGAUAAGCAUGGCUGCAGAGACACCUCCGAAACCCUUGGACCCUCGCGGACGGAGAAACUCGAGCGAGAGAUGCGACGAUUGGACAACCGCACGAAUACGCCACCACGGCCUCCUACCACGUCCUCUGACAGCUAGAUCGAUGGUCUGUCAAGUCAAGCCAUCCUCAGCAUCCGGUAUAACCGCGUUCAUCUUGUUCUUCCCUUAUAAUACCCAUACCUACUGUUAUGCACUCCCUCGGCCAUCUUUCGUUCCGGAUAUGAUGAUCGGAAGGACAUGCAACGACUGUCAUGAUAGUGAAUGAUAUGCCAAUCAUGAACC